Hydractinia symbiolongicarpus is the source of this 1019-nucleotide messenger RNA. Its product is annotated as zinc finger protein 18-like. The transcript is spliced from 3 exons. The record is from RefSeq and is a predicted model, not a curated record. Gene Ontology annotation, cellular component: nucleus. Lineage: Eukaryota; Metazoa; Cnidaria; Hydrozoa; Anthoathecata; Hydractiniidae. The coding region runs from base 541 to 1017 and encodes 158 amino acids. Gene Ontology annotation, biological process: regulation of transcription by RNA polymerase II. Gene Ontology annotation, molecular function: RNA polymerase II transcription regulatory region sequence-specific DNA binding; DNA-binding transcription factor activity, RNA polymerase II-specific.
UUUUUUUUCCGUACACGGUAGGCAGUAUCAUUGACCGUGGGCAGUAUCAUUUUAACCGUUGGCAGUAUCUAUUAAUUUUUUCAAUAUUUUUCGGAAACCGGUCCUUUGACAUGCUCAAGUGUUUGUACCGCAAAUGCCCGUGGAAACUUUUGACUUGACCGAAAACAAAGAGAAAUACAGAAUAUGAGUGUGGAAUAACUUAUUCGAAGCGAAAGUAGCUGGUAAGUACCAUUAAUCUUUAUAUACUAAGAUAGAUGCUUGUUUCUCAAAGAUUAUAUAAGUUUUAUUUUGAUCGAGUUUUUCUCACUGUGAUUACUUACAACAUGUCAGAAGAGAAUAUUGAUUUCAAUGUUGGUGAGAGGUUUUUUCACACCAUCGAAUUCUACAGCAUUUAUACCAAGGUUGUUCUUAUAUGCGUAAAGACCCAAAAUAUAAUCAACUUUUGAAACUUUGUUGUCUGUUUUAGCAUCCAACGAGAAAACGAAAAGCAGCAAAAUAAAUGGCUUUCAUUUGUUUUAUCGCGAAACAGUGAACACCUUAAUGAGUGAAGCGACUGUUGCGGAUGAUGCCCCGCCAGAACUGGCAGAGAUGAGUAAAAUUGGAUCAGAAAGAUGGAAGGCACUUGACGAUGCUUCGAGAAAGGAAUGGAACAAGAAAGGGCAAAAGAAGCGAGAAGAAGAUGACUAUGGUCAAACUGAGUCGUUGAUUUGCGCAAAAUGCAAGAAAACCUUCACGCGACAGAAGGAGUUCAACUAUCACAGCAAGAAUUGCGUACUAUGUACUUGCGAUAUUUGUCAAAAGGAAUUCAGCAACAAAAUUUCUUUGAGAAAGCACAGGAAGAUUCACGAUAACAUAAUCACGUGCGCUCUAUGUGAAAAGUCGUUCUCUUCACAACAAGCAUUGAAGAGACAUACCCAUUCAGUACAUGAAACACAAACUUAUGCAUGUGAUGUUUGUACCAAAAAAUUCUCGACUCAUGGAAAUCUGAAACGUCAUGAGAAAAUACAUUCUAAGUAAAA